AUGGCUUCGUGGCGCGCACGUUCGGGGAUGCGGGUGAUCGGUUGUAUAGUUUGGACUGCGCUGAUCCUUCUUGACGUCGGCUCAGCUAAGGCUUUGAAAACUCAAGCCACUGAAUCAUCCUCUACUGGGAAUGUAAAACAGUGCGAACCAAAGCCUGAGCCAAAUACUAUGGAAACCGUCACAAUGGAGCCUCAGGUCACGGAAAUCAAGUUUCAAUGCGGGACAAACGGUGCUCCAGUUCUCGAGCCCCAGCACACCAAGGCCAACUCCUUUUAUGAGACGCAAGAGUGCUCAGGAACAAUGUUGCAGCUUGAUACGGUCCGCAGUGGCGCGGGCUUAUCCGCUUCGAGCGACGGCGGUACUUCUCCAACGUACACGCUCACUAUUCCUUCGGACAACCGCACUGCAAAGAAACUGUAUUACAAGUGCUCUCUCACCGACCAGGUCCGUCCCGAAGUGGUGACAUUUGAGGAAGAGGAGAAAAAGCCUCUAGUAAAGACAAAAUCAUGUGUGUUAGAGAUUAAUGUGAAGACGUCCACUUCCACCUCACCCCCGCCAGAGCCGAUUUUUCCUGGCAAUGGACAGACUGGCAACUCAGGGAACGACACCUCCGUCGAUCUUGUCCCGUCCUGCGACCCAGAGAAAAGCGACAAAAGCUAUAUUUUUCUCACCGUAGAACCGGAAACGCCCAGCGUCACCUUCGCGUGUGGCGCCAAGAACAAGACGAAGCUUUCGCCCACACCCGGCUCGAACAGCGUUUUCAUCGACGAUUCAUGCUCAGAACAGAAGCUGCUGUCCGGAGUGUGCAGUGGAGCUACACUCAAGGAACAUGAAUCUGGGGAGUCGACUCGAUACACGAUCGAGUUCUCUUCGAAACCGGAACAAGACCGGGACCUGUACUACCAGUGUCGUGUUCGACAGGAAACUCGCCAAAAUCAGGGGGAGACAGAGCUAGAAACCCCAAAUGGCAAGACAUGCAGGGUUAAAAUCACCGUCAAAGCGAAAGAAGGUUCAACACCAUCGACGGCGUACCGGGGGUCAGUCUCAUCCUGUUUCAUGGGCAGCGCCCUGUUGGGAUUUUUUUACGCCUAG
Besnoitia besnoiti is the source of this 1092-nucleotide messenger RNA. RefSeq lists its product as uncharacterized. Gene Ontology annotation, cellular component: membrane. The record is from RefSeq and is a predicted model, not a curated record. The transcript has a single exon. Lineage: Eukaryota; Apicomplexa; Conoidasida; Eucoccidiorida; Sarcocystidae. Bases 1 to 1092 code for a protein of 363 amino acids.